Molecule: messenger RNA, 864 nt
Organism: Trichoderma atroviride IMI 206040
Lineage: Eukaryota; Fungi; Ascomycota; Sordariomycetes; Hypocreales; Hypocreaceae
Source: RefSeq, a predicted model, not a curated record
AUGGUUCCUUCUUGGAAAAUGGAAGAAAUCUUUCAACUGCCAAGCACGGUUCAAAGCACCAGGCGCUGUUACAACGCACAAGACUCUGACGUCAACGAAGAAAAGCUACUAUUCAAUACAAUAAUGGCCAAAGGAGACCAGAAAGAAACGGCUACACUAUUGUAUAAGUGCAAAAAGGAUAGGUAUUGGGCUACAGCAUUUCAAUAUAAUGCCAAGUAUUACAUGUACCGGGAAACUCUAUUUUUGAAGCCACGUAACAGGCGGGCUUCCACGCGACGCGCCAACAGCGAGCGAAGCAACAAGGAGACUUUCUCGUGCGACAACAUCGUGACGACGUAUUUCGACUCGACGGGCGAGUGGGUGGCCAAGUGUCUGGCCGCCAAAACUGUGCAAGAAUACAUCAUUGGCUCGGGAUACAGGAAGCCAGUGUUUAUUAUCACGGGGCUGAAGGUGGCAACGAACCUCGAGUUUGGCUCCGAGGCGACGCAGAAUGCCAACGCCGACACCAAAGUGGGCGUGAACGUGCCGCAGGCGCCGGUAACCGUCGGGAUUGAGGGGGCUAUGAACAUGGAGAAGAACCAAUUUCUCGGAUUCCAAUCGUCUGAUAUCGUGGUCGGGUUCCGUGUCAAGAAGUAUCAGUACAAGAGAGAGAGCCUGUUUAGCAGGGAGAGGAAGCUUGUGGGGGAGAUCUUCACGAAAGGCGCGGAGAUGCUUGAUGACACGGCGAGGCCGUCAAGGAGCUUGGAUGAGUUUGAAGAAAUCGCCAUUGAGGAGGAGAUAGUGGCGCAGAGGGAAGCUGAGAAACAGAGCAGUUCUCUUGUAGAAUGCUGGGUCAAAAGGACUCGCUCGUCUGGUCUAGACUAG